AUGGCUGCUGAACAGGAGAGACGUGCUACCGACCGUCCUUCUCUAAUGCGACGCUUUUUGACCAGUCUACGUCUGUGCUGGCCGUUCGGUCGAGUUCGUCCUCAGACGUCUUUUCAGGACGUCUGUGGUGGCGAGAUCGAACCGGAGGGCAGCGUGGACGCAGAGAACCAGAUAGUUAUGGAGGGAUACUUGUUGAAGAGGGCCAGUAAUGUAUUUAAAACAUGGAACAGGCGCUGGUUCCUGAUUCAGGACAACCACCUUAUGUACAAGAAGAAAUCCAGGAAUAGCAUGGUGGACAUAGCCGAUUUACGCCAGUGCACGGCCAAACACUACAGGAGCAUCGGACGCCGUUGCUGCUUCCAGGUGGUUUCACCUACAAAGAUCUGGGUAUUGCAGGCUGAUUCAGAGGAGAAUAGAGAGGCUUGGAUCAGAACCAUUCAGAACAUGGUUGCUAACACCGAUGGUGACAGAACAGACGACUCCAUCACUUCCCAAUCAGAUGAGGUGGUGGAUUUGAGCCCAGAACAGGAAGGAUCCAGUAGCUCCUCUAAAUCACGUGGAUCACAACACACACAAAGAGACUCGCUACGUCCACGAUCCGCUUCUGGAACUUCAGGUGGGUUUGAAAGAUUCACUCUGUGA
Molecule: messenger RNA, 642 nt
Organism: Trichomycterus rosablanca
Lineage: Eukaryota; Metazoa; Chordata; Actinopteri; Siluriformes; Trichomycteridae
Product: arf-GAP with coiled-coil, ANK repeat and PH domain-containing protein 2-like
Exons: 4
Coding region: 1-642 (213 amino acids)
Molecular function (GO): GTPase activator activity
Source: RefSeq, a predicted model, not a curated record